This is a messenger RNA of Thermochaetoides thermophila DSM 1495, 2475 nucleotides long. RefSeq lists its product as uncharacterized. The coding region runs from base 1 to 2475 and encodes 824 amino acids. Gene Ontology annotation, cellular component: chromatin. The record is from RefSeq and is a predicted model, not a curated record. The transcript is spliced from 4 exons. Gene Ontology annotation, biological process: regulation of transcription by RNA polymerase II. Gene Ontology annotation, molecular function: DNA-binding transcription factor activity, RNA polymerase II-specific; zinc ion binding; RNA polymerase II cis-regulatory region sequence-specific DNA binding. Lineage: Eukaryota; Fungi; Ascomycota; Sordariomycetes; Sordariales; Chaetomiaceae.
AUGGCUGACAUUCCGGCGCUCCACCGCUGUCCCGUGUGCUUCAAGACAUACAAACGACGAGAACAUCUCCAGCGCCAUCGCAGUUCGCACACUUCGGAGCGGCCACACCGUUGUCUGCUGUGCAGUGCCUCCUUCCAACGGUCUGAUGUGCUGAAGAGGCAUCUCCAGACCUGCGACGGCGCCUCCACAACCUCGUCGUCGAGCAGGAGGAGGGCCUGCGAUCGCUGUGUGCGCCAGAAGAAGGCGUGCAACUCGGCUCAGCCAUGCCACAACUGCAUUAAGCGCGCCGUUGAGUGCGUCUACUCGAACGCUACUCCGACUCAACAACCUUCCUCACAGCAGCAGCCCCAGCAGGCCCAACAGCCGUCAUUACCUCAGCUUGAACCACAAGCUCAAGCAGAGGAGCCAUCAUUGCAUCCGCAACCAACCCAUCAGCCGCAGCUAGAGACACGUCUCCACGCGCAGAUACCACAUCAAAACCCUCAACUACAUCCUCAACUACACACGCCAGCUCUCUCUCAUUCACAUCCUUAUCCUCAGAACCUCGCCAUUUCCCCUCCAGAGACAGACUUCCGCGGCCUAAAGCAUGAGCCUCUUCCAGAGACCGAUCUUCAUCAUGGACCUACCUAUCAUGGCUCAACGUCACUCCAUGAUCCACAUUCCUUCCCUCUUCAUCCGCCACAUGUUACAACCUCUCUACCCCACCCUGGGUCUGGCCAUCUUCUGUAUGAUGAUCACUUAGAUGUCCUGGUUCAGCAUGCCGUAUCCCAGUUCCCGAUAAUGCCCGACGACUGGCUGGGUAUGGAUUUCAGUCAUGUCACACCGCCCCUCGAGUAUGAUCCCAUUGCCCACGAACCAGCCCGGAGUGAGGGCCGCAGCGAGGCCUCAGAAAGCUCUGACUAUCGGGGAUACUCUUUCAACUUCCUGUACGACUUCACCAGCAGGACAGGCCUAGUUUCUUCCUUCGACUGUGGCACACUAGGCCAACGAGAGCAGAUCGUUGCUGCAUUUGACCAAACUGCUCUGGCUAGCCACUAUCCAGAGUUCAUCCACUCCAUCUCAACUCCAUCUGUGCCCCCUGCACUGUCGGUAGAGGGCGGACCGGCAGACCACGGUCUCUCUUCAUGGAACUCGUGGCUGCACAACCCCAUCGUCAUCAAGCUGCAGCAGGUAGUGGUGAUGAUCAAGAGCGUGGUAACCAUAAAGCACGCCAACAGCUCCAUCAACUUAACCUGGUCUGCGGCACUAGAACAGCGUUGUCUAGACUUUUCUCCCCAUCCCGGUUCGCCAAGCUCAUUGAGCUCUACUGGCGCCUGUGUCUCGCCCGAUCCAAUCGACAACGAAGAUGCCAAGAUGUUGCUAAACUGUGUCGAGGAGAUGGUCUUCACGGAUGAUGACUUCUGCCGUGACAUCGAUUCCCCUGUUAGCGGCGAGGACGCACCGCCUGUGACAAGUCUGGAUAAUAGGAGGAGACUGCAGGCGCUGCAGGCAGCGUACAUUGUGUGCUUGUAUCAGAAUUGGGAGGGAACGGACGCGGCCAAGAGGAGGAUACGGAGGCACAGGUUUGGGACCGUCAUAUCGGUAAGUGUGAUGGCAUGGCUUGUAGUGAACAGUGGCUUACGCGGAGGGAAGGUUGCAAGAGAUCUGGGCAUUGAUACCGCCCGGCAUCUUGACUACAGUAAGCAGCAUAAGCAUGACUUCAGCUGGUUGGAGUAUGUCGUGCGAGAGGAGCGUAUCCGUCUAUUUAUCUGGAUAUUUCUCAUCGAUACGGCGUUUGUCAUCUUCAACAAUCUGCCUCACCGCAUGGUUAUCAAGGAGAUGAAAAUGCACAUGGCGAGCCCGGAAGCGUGCUUCCAGGCUGCCACAGCAGAGGAGUGUCUGGAGCAGAUCCAUCGCUGGAUGCAUCCAGAGACUCCGUUCUACAGCUUGCUGCUGAGAGAUGCCAUAGAGCAUCUUUGCCUAGAGACAAUGACUCCAGAGACUCACCGGCGGUUUGCCCAGUUGGGCCCCGUCAAUCUGUUUGCUAUGGUCUCAGCAAUUCAUUACAUCAUUUUCCAACAACAAAACUCGUUCACCAUUGACGGUCAGCUGGUUCCAAUCCGCAACGGGUUAAAGAAUUGGAUUGAAAUCUGGGAGAGGUACCUUGAGACGCCCAUCUCGAACUCGUCGCACGGGCUGCUACAGGACGACUGUCUGCCCCCAGAUGUGAUGUGGAGGAGGGUUGGCUUUGUGCGCUACUCGGCCGAGUACUGGCUGCUCGGGAGUUUGUUAACAGACCGCAUCGCGAUGAAGAUGUCGCCCCCGGAGGACGAACAAGGAAUUCCGGAGACGUCGCCUCCAGGGGCCCUGCCAUCGUCGUCGGGGCCGCGCAGCAAACCUAGAUCAGUGGAACCGAUCCUUAACAAGUACGACCAGACGAGCAUGCGACAGGUCAACGACCUCAUAACCGACUUCAAGAGGUUUCAUGUCGGAUAG